Messenger RNA from Mesorhabditis spiculigera, 1365 nucleotides. The record is from the annotation of a GenBank genome assembly. NCBI's taxonomy places the organism in Eukaryota, Metazoa, Nematoda, Chromadorea, Rhabditida, Rhabditidae.
AUGGAACUCGAAGACGGGUUCGCCGUCUCGUCGACACGUCAGCGCGACUCGCGUGAACGUCUCGGCGACGUCGCGUUCAUCUACGGCGACUCCAAGCACACCCUCGAGCUGGCGGACGUCCUCGCCCACAGCCAGAAGCUGCAAAAGUUGAUCGGUGCCGAACCCGACGCCCUCGAACAGCUCGUCGCCGAGCAGCCGCUCGUCUGCCACAAGUCGCUGCGCAUGGUCUUUGACUUCAUUGCCGGCCGCGAGAUCUUCAUCGUGCAUGAGAUGCUCGACAAAGUGCUCGCCACCGCCCAUGUGCUCGGCGUCGCCGAGCUGUGCAUUGAGAUGGAGAAGCAGAUCGAGCUCAUGGCGCACGGGCCCGAGACGGCCAUGAUCGCGCUCGAGAUGGCCGGGCAUGCCAAUGUCCAGGAUGACGUGGCUUACCGCAUCUUCAAGGCGAUGAUCGACUGGGCUUUGGCCGACGCCCCUUGGACCCACCCCCUGUUCCGUGUCCCCUGGGCCUCCCUCUUCAAGGCGACCAUCGUCUGGGCCCACCAGAACGUCUUCGGGGAUGGCCGACGGGUCAUCUCCCACCUCGUCGACCGUCUCGAAAUCGAGCGCCUCUCCCUGGCCGAACUGCGCGACGUCGCUGAACUGCUCCCCAUCGCCAACAUCCCCCUCCGGCAGCUAGAUGACUUUGCUCAGCGGCUGAGGGAGACGGUCGAGUUCUACUUCAGAGCCACCGGCCAGGCCCUCGAGAUGCCCGACCGGUUCGGCGUGACCAGCGGCUUCGAGCAGGACACCGGGUCGAUGAACAGCUACUGGCAGCCGAAUCCCAAUCGCCUGCCCGGCGGCCAAUCCCCCGAAAAGGCCAAGCCGACCAGCUCGAUGUCCCCGAUCAACUUCAUGUUGUCCUCCCCGAACACGUCGGUCAUCCUGCCCUGCCGUUCUUCUUCUGAGGGGCCCGAGUCGAAGCCGUUCGAGCUCGACGUCGGUGAAUUGCCGCCGAGCCGGACCGGGCUUUGGGAGUUUAACGGCGUGACCAGCGGCUUCGAGCAGGACACCGGGUCGAUGAACAGCUACUGGCAGCCGAAUCCCAAUCGUCUGCUCGGCGGUCAAUCCCCCGGAAAGGCCAAGCCGACCAGCUCGAUCUCCCCGGUCAACUUCAUGUUGUCCUCCCCGAACACGUCGGUCAUCCUAUCCUGCCGUUCGUCUUCUGAGGAGCCCGAGUCGAAGCCGUUCGAGCUCGACGUCGGUGAAUUGCCGCCGAGCCGGACCGGGCUUUGGGAGUUUGAGUUCCUCUUCGACGGCAAGGACCUCGUGCAGAACAAGCCGGUGAACGUCGACCUGGACGUGCAGCUGGAGAAGCCGCAGCAGCCC